Molecule: messenger RNA, 1611 nt
Organism: Trichoderma aggressivum f. europaeum
Lineage: Eukaryota; Fungi; Ascomycota; Sordariomycetes; Hypocreales; Hypocreaceae
Exons: 6
Coding region: 1-1611 (536 amino acids)
Cellular component (GO): plasma membrane
Molecular function (GO): sucrose:proton symporter activity
Source: RefSeq, a predicted model, not a curated record
AUGGCGUCUUCGCUGGUUGGAAGGGCGUCGAUUCGGGGCGGUUCGGAGACGGUGCAGAUGGUGUUGUUGACGUUUUGCACGAUUGGGAUUACCUUUACGUGGGGGAUUGAAAUGACUUACUGCACGCCCUACCUCCUCAACCUGGGCCUCACCAAGAGCAACACGUCGCUCGUCUGGAUCGCAGGCCCGCUGUCCGGCCUCAUCGUGCAGCCCAUCGUCGGCGUCGUGGCGGACGAAAGCACGUCGCGCUGGGGAAGGCGGCGGCCGCUGAUGAUGGUCGGGGCGGUGGUUGUGUCGGCGUGUUUGUUGGUGCUGGGCUUCACGAGGGAGAUUGUAGGGUUUCUGGGGGGCGAGGCUGGCAGCGACGCGGCGAGGAGGGUGACGGUCGUGCUGGCGGUGGCGGCGAUUUACGCGGUCGACUUUGCCAUCAACAUGAUCAUGUCGUGUGCGAGGAGCCUCAUUGUCGAUACGCUUCCCAUUGAGAAGCAGCAAGCCGGAGCUGCCUGGGGCAGCCGCAUGAACGCCAUCGGCCACAUGAUCGGCUACGGCGCCGGGUCCAUCGACCUCGUCCGCCUGCUGGGCACCUCCUUGGGCGACUCGCAGUUCAAGCAGCUCACCGUCAUCGCCGCCCUCGCCAUCCUCGGCACCACCUCCGUCACCUGCUGGGCCGUCACGGAGCGCGUCCUCGUCGCCAGCAAGGACCACGACGACGACAAGAAGCAGCGCCUCGACGACCCCCUGGGCGUCCUCCGCCAGAUCCGCUCCACGCUGCUGACCCUGCCGCCGCGCGUCCAGGCCAUCUGCUGGGCCCAGUUCUGGUCCUGGAUCGGCUGGUUCCCCUUUCUCUUCUACAGCACCACCUGGGUCGGCGAGACGUACUUUCGCUACGACAUGCCCGCCGGUGCCAAGAAGUCGGCCGACACGCUGGGCGACAUUGGACGCAUUGGCAGCGCGGCCUUGAUGAUUUACUCGACGGUUAGCUUCGUCGGCGCCUUCUUCUUGCCCAUGAUUGUGCGCUCUCCGGCUGAUGACAGCUACACGCACCGGCCGCCGCGAGCAAUGGCCGGCUUCCUCGAGAAGCUCAACGGCAUGAAGCCGGAUUUGUUGACGGCCUGGAUCUGCGGCCACUUGAUGUUCUCGGCCGCCAUGUUUAUGGCUCCCCUGGCGAGGAGCUUCAUAUCCGCCACGUUUCUCAUGUGUCUGUGUGGAAUACCAUGGGCCAUCGCAAUGUGGGCUCCAACAGCCUUCCUCGGCAUCGAAGUCAACAAACUCAGCGGCGCCCACGAUCCCUCCUCCGUCCUCCCCUCAUCCCGCUCCUCCUCCUCCUCUUCUUCUUCUUCUUCAUCUUCCACGUCAGGCGAGCUGUCCGGCAUCUACUUUGGCAUCCUCAACAUCUACACCACCCUCCCGCAGUUCAUCGGUACCUUCAUCUCCACCAUCGUCUUCGCCGUCCUCGAGCCCGGCAAGAGUCCCGAGCUGCACGAAGCCGCCGAGGACACCGCCAGUAAGGAUGCUGGCGAAGGUACGAAUGCCAUUGCGGUUUGUCUGUUUAUUGGCGCCAUGAGCACCCUUGUUGCGGCUCGGAUGACGCAGAAGCUACGGAAGUUGUGA